Molecule: messenger RNA, 1781 nt
Organism: Diospyros lotus (date-plum)
Lineage: Eukaryota; Viridiplantae; Streptophyta; Magnoliopsida; Ericales; Ebenaceae
Exons: 12
Coding region: 65-1339 (424 amino acids)
Cellular component (GO): chloroplast
Source: RefSeq, a predicted model, not a curated record
UUAGCCAUAUUUAUCCACUCUUCCUCUCUGCUCCUCUCUUCCUCCUCGUCUAAGUUCAGUCGUCAUGUCGAGAGGAACGGACCGGCUUCUGAGGAGCCUGAAGCAAUUCGCGGACCUUCAGUACAAGCUAUUCACGCGUCGCUAUGGCCAACAGUUAAUAGACAUCUUCGACUUCCCAAUAAAGGUUGUUCUCUCCCCUUUCACGCUUGCUUUCGACAUUGCUGGCUCUGCUCCACGCGGGUUCGGCGUGCCUGAGUUCAUCUCCAAGCUCUCAUAUUCUGCAAUCUUUGCUGUGGCUACUCUUGGGACUUAUGAUAUUGCAUUAGAGCUUGGAAAAAAGGUGUUAUGUCAAAGAAAUUGUGGGACCUGCAAUGGAUGGCAAGCAUUGCAGUGUACCAUGUGCAAAGGCCUGGGGAAAGUGCAAUACCAAGUGAAAAAUUACACCUUGAAAAGUGGAGAGAAGGCAACAGCUAAAAGUGUUGCAGAUGCCAUUGCUGAGAAUAGAGCUGAAUUAGUGCACCUUCCCUCCAGCAUGGAUCUUCAUUUAGCGCUGCCAUCAAAAGACUGCCCAAGUUGUGAUGGAUCGGGAGUGAUGCGGUGUCCUGAAUGCAAAGAUAAAUUACAAAUAAGGAUAUCAGCAGAUGAUAUCAUGGUGCCUCCAUGGCAAGCCUACAAUAUCAUCAGCAAGAUGGAUUAUCCAUAUGAGCAUAUUGUCCACAGCAUGAGGGACCCUAGCAUUGCCGCAUUUUGGUUGAUUACUAUGCCUGAAAUUGUUGGAGGAUUCACCUUUGAUGAUGAAGUCAAGAAGAAAAUUUGGUGGCAGUACAAGGAAUCUAUGCAGUAUGAUCAACUCCGGAAUGUGGUUGCCAAGAGAAAACCUGGGUGGGAGUACUUACAAGAAGCCCUGAUCUCUAUAGAUCCUGUUCGUGCUAGGGAUGAUCCAGUUGUGGUGAAGAACAUCCCUUACUACAAAGCCAAGAAGGCACUGGAGGCAGAAGUAAUGAAGCUCGAUCCUCCACCUCGACCAGAAAAUUGGAGUGAGUUGAACCUUCCACUAAAUGCGUCAGCUUGGAGUGAGGAAGACCUGAAAGAUCCCAAGAAGUUGUAUGAGAUGACAGUUCUUCUUAAUGCACAAAGAGAAAUUGCUGAUAAGAUCUUGGAUGCACAGUGGGAAACAAAGUGGCGUCAAGAAAAGUUGAAUGAGAUGUUGGAAGAGAAGGUGCGGCCAUACAUUCAGAACAUGGAAAAUAGUGUUGUUCCACCGCCUAUAGUAAUGCAAUCUCCAGAGAAUCAGGAUGGCAAGAGAAAAAAUCGGCGAAGGAGAUGGUGGUUAUUCUGAUGGUUACAGCUGAAUGCUCGAAGCAUUUAGGGUAUUUCUCCACUGCCAUGCCGACAUUUUUUGCUUUAUUUCAGAAGCUAUUGUUCAUUUCUGCAUCUUUAAGAGGCUGCUGGCUCUUUGUUCGGAAUUCUCUUUCAUUUUUCUGAUGAUAGGAAGUAACCUGCAACUACUAGCCUUCGAGUUAUACUUUUCACCUUCAAUUUGUUUAGUUCUUGGCUGUUUCUUUUCCUUUUUCUUGCUUUUAUGCUGUGUUUGGGGCUGGCAUUUCUGGAAGGGGAACAAGUAUUCUUAAAUGCUUCAUGAAAAAUGAAUGUAAUACAAGUAAUUUUCUUUCCUAUUCGUUGAAAAAUUCUAGUUUUCAACAUGGCCUUGGCCGAAAUUAGGUAAUGACAUUAUGUGUAAUGGUUUCUUAUUUUUGUAGAAAUAUACAUUACUUGAUUCA